This is a messenger RNA of Wallemia mellicola CBS 633.66, 964 nucleotides long. RefSeq lists its product as hypothetical. Gene Ontology annotation, cellular component: mitochondrion; membrane. Bases 1 to 804 code for a protein of 267 amino acids. The transcript is spliced from 2 exons. The record is from RefSeq and is a predicted model, not a curated record. Lineage: Eukaryota; Fungi; Basidiomycota; Wallemiomycetes; Wallemiales; Wallemiaceae. Gene Ontology annotation, biological process: mitochondrial respiratory chain complex IV assembly.
AUGAUGAUAUUUAAAAAGAGAAAUCUAACUAAAUUACCUGAAAUAUACAAUAAUAAUAAAAAUAAAAAAUCUAAACUACCUAGGUUUAGUUUAAUUGGCUUAUCAAUCAUCCCAAUCUUCACUUUCUACCUUGGUUGUUGGCAAGUUAAAAGAUUAGAUUGGAAGUUAAACUUAAUUGAAGAAUUAGAUGAAAAAUUAAACUAUGAGGCUUUACCUUUACCUAGAAGUAUCGAUACAACAAAGUUAGACGAAUUCGAAUACAGAAAAGUAUCCACUUCUGGUACUUUAUCUGCCGAUAGUAUACAAGUUAAACCUAGAAUUUUCAACGGUGAAACUGGUAUUCAUUUAAUACAACCUUUAUUGAGAAAAGGUGCUUCAACUAUCUUGAUAAAUAGAGGUUUCUUAUCUAAUGAUAAAAUUGAAAAUUAUCUUAGAAAUUUGAAAGAUCAAUAUGUUGAUAUAACUGGUAUGCUGAGAUUAUCACAAAAGAGAAACUUUUUCACACCAAAUAACAAUCCUUCGCUAGGAGAAUGGUUUUGGGUUGAUUUACCUGCAAUAGCUAAUCACUUUAGUCAAAGAUUAAAUAUUCCUAUUGAUGAUGUUUUAAUUGAUGAAAUUUAUGAUGGUUUACCAAAUCAUCACUUAUUAAAUGGUAUACCUGUAGGUAGACCAUCUAAAAUUGAAUUAAGAAAUCAACACGCUAUUUACGCUCUGACUUGGUUUUCAUUGAGCUUUUUCACAACUGCUUUACUUUAUAGAUUAACAAAACGUACAAGUGGUUUGAAACUCAUGAAUAAUAAAUAACUUAAUAAUAAUACAUUUGCGGUCUAGUGAUAGAGUUCACUAUAUUGUUAUAAUACUCGUAAUAGCUUGGUAUACUUGAACUUAACAUAGGUUGCAAAGACGAUCUUGGAGUUGAUUGAUACCUUAGAUUGUAAUCACAAAUUUGACAGUAAGGGGUAUA